ACGACAGAAGUGCGUCAACCAGCACCAGUCGUAGACACCUAUGUGAGGCCCCGGCCUCAGAUGACAACUAUAUCACCUGUGCAGCAGCAGCCAGAGAAGACCGAGGAAAUUCCGUACGUUCCCGAUCUACAGCAACCUCAACUUCUACCGCAUGAACAGAUCAUGAUUGAGGACAUCCGAGCCAACUACCUGAAGCCGCCCUCCUACGAGCCUUACAACCUGCAGGAGAAUCUGAAGAAGGACCCCUCGAGAGGACAGACCAAAGUGAUCCUGGAGGCACUCAAGAACAUGCGGAACGGGUUUUUCGUCGAGUGCGGCGCGUUGGACGGUGAGACUCGCUCCAACACCCUGUUCAUGGAGAGGUUCCUCGGCUGGACGGGUCUGCUGGUCGAGGCCGACCCCAGCAACUUCCGCAAGGUCCUCAGCAAGAACCGCAACGCCUGGAGCGUCAACGUGUGCCUCAACAGCAGGAACGUCAAGAGUCAGGUCAGCUUCAAACCGGCGUUUAACGUCGGCAAGAUAGCGCGUCAGAACGCCUCCGGCACAGUCGAGGUGGACUGCUUCCCUUUGCACGCGCUGCUGUUGGCGCUGGACGUGAGGCGGGUCGACUACUUCAGCCUGGAUGUCGAGGGAGCCGAGCUGGACGUGUUGAGGACGGUGCCUUUCGACCGUAUCGACAUACGGACACUCUCGGUCGAGUUUGCGCACACAUCUGGCGGUGGAAAGCCGGCCCUCCGUGCUUUCAUGGAGUCCAAGGGCUACACCGUGAUUCGUGAGGUAAAGCAGAAAGACUGGACGGCCAACGACUUCAUCUUCGUCAAGAACGACACGUUUUCAGAGGAGGAGAGACAGCGGCUGUCCGCGCCGUACCGUCGACACUGAGCUGACGUGAUUAGACUCUCUGUGUGAUAAAGGAAUCUAUGAAAGGGAAGGAGGGGAAGGAGCUGUCGUCGGUGGUAUUCUGAGUUUGAAACGCGCCGGAUAUUUCUGGUGACGAUAUUUCCCUGAGAAGACAGCAGAAAGGUAACAAGUGCACGGAGACAGCAUAUCAUGAAGGGGAAUUAAUUCCUGAUGUCCAUCAUGGGGAAUCGGCAUAAAAAGACACGAGAGAAUAGUUCUUACACUGACAGAGGUGGGAUGGAACUGAAGGGGUCGUAGGAUGACCCAGGGUGAUAUGAGGUGUAGCAUCUGCGGAACGAGGCGGUGCUGGUGCAUGGCGAAGCACCAGAACAUGUUGGCGGCACUUAAUGUGUCAUAAAACUGGACCAGUGUCGGCGCAUGGUGGAUGCCCUAUCGGCACACAGGAUGACGAAACUUUCCAAUCAAGUGGUGAGCUUGUUUAACCUUCGCCACGGUAGAUAGGCUCGUCAGUGUUGUGGCUCGACAAAAUAACUUGUGACGAAGUUGGUCACUAUGGCCGCUGGAUAUCGGACAUAGCCUAUGCUCGUAUAAUUCCCUGAUAGGCCUGUGAUUAAAAUGCUAUUCCCGUUAGCUCAACAUUUUAAUUGCAGUCAACAGAUAUCCGGGCUGGCUCAUAGCUCAGCAUCUAUCUCGGCUGGCUCUCUGUCAUUCUGACUCAAUGAGCUGACAAACUAUAAGCUGACGACAGGCAAGUCUUGAGCUAAUAUGCCGGGCUUAGCUCGUUGCUAGCUCAACUGUCCGUGACUUGAGGUAUUGUCCACAGCAUCUUAUUAAAGCUCAUCCACCAUGAUUGUGCCGUUUGUUGGAGCUUGUUAUUGUUGUUGUGCUUUUCGUGAUCUUAGAAGCGUUCUGGAAGCUCCGCUUUUAGCCACCGAAUGCCGCUGUUGCUGUUCUAAUUCGCUGACGUUGAUUUGUGCCUGGAUGUAUGACGUUGCAUUGUUUUAUCACGGGACUGUGACUGCCUAGUUCGCAUAGUUAAGACUUGUUCUGCUUGUGUUUCUUCGGCAUAUGACGUCAUCUGAGCAUGGUUGGUUAGGAAGUGACGUCACGUGGGUUACCGUUGUUCGGGUUAUGCCCUCAAGUUAUCUUUCGAGUCAAUGCGGCUAUUUCGCGAAUGUGAUAGCAUUAUCCCAUGAAUGUGUCGAUUCAUUCCAAAACUAAUAUCACGCAAGCAUAUUCUAUUUAUAUAAAUUACCGAUCCCCUUUCGCCUGUGAUACAUCUGUAGCGAAACUAAUGACGUUACGUCAGCUGGGUGUAACUUAUUUGGCUAAACACAACCUAGCUGGUGAAUAUAUAGUUCACCUCGGAGCCACCAGGGGCACGGCCCUGCCUCGCUCGCGUUCCUGUGUUUGUGUGUGCAUAGAAGUGAAAUGAAGAUGAUGUUUGACUUUCCGUGUGGGACGUGGGUCGAUUUGGUGCACAUAAAAUAAAAGAAAGUGACAUGGUUGCAUAUAGCCUGGGUCACUGGCGGAUCCAG
This is a messenger RNA of Amphibalanus amphitrite, 2399 nucleotides long. RefSeq lists its product as uncharacterized. The record is from RefSeq and is a predicted model, not a curated record. Bases 61 to 882 code for a protein of 273 amino acids. The transcript is spliced from 5 exons. Lineage: Eukaryota; Metazoa; Arthropoda; Thecostraca; Balanomorpha; Balanidae.